AUGGCGCCCAUAGUCCUGUCCAUGGACGUGCACUGCAAUGGCUGCGCCAAGGACAUCCGCAAGGCCCUCAAGAAAUUUGAUUGGGUGGAGAGCGUGUCGGCGUCGUACGAGACGGGGCUGGUGAAUGUGGAGGUGGAGGGCGAGCGGGCGUCCUACCAGAUGGCGGUGCUGCUGCAGUUGCGGCUCAGUCGCAAGAUGAGGUACAAGCCCGUCACCAUCGUCUCCUACGGCGGCUCAGACGAGGAACAGACGCCGUCCAGCCCCCCUGCUCCAGCACCCCGCGCGCGGACCUCUCCUCCCAACUACCCGCCGCCGCCACCACCGCCGACCAGAAGAUACACGCCGUCGUCUCCCCCAAACUACCCUCCUCCACCCCCGCCGUCCAGCCGCUCCAGCUCCAGCUCCAGCUACUACACGCCGGCGUACUCCCCUCCGCCGGCCAGCAGCUCCAGCGACUACCCGCCGGGCGGCUACUACUCCUACUACGCGCCGCCACCCCGGCAGCCGGACGGCGGGUACGGCUACCCGCCGCUCGACGACUACUACAACUACGGCCAGUCACGCGGUGGGCCUUACUACGUGCCCAACUACGCGCCCACCACAUUCAACGAUGAGAACCCCAACGCUUGCUGCAUCCAGUGA
Molecule: messenger RNA, 642 nt
Organism: Aegilops tauschii subsp. strangulata
Lineage: Eukaryota; Viridiplantae; Streptophyta; Magnoliopsida; Poales; Poaceae
Source: RefSeq, a predicted model, not a curated record